GUUCACACAGUGCUGUGAGGUAGGACAUCCGCGUGUCAAAAGAUACUGGCUGUAGCUAGCCCCUCUGCAUUCAGUGUGCAGGAAAGCAGGACAUCCUUCACUGCCACAAUCUCCUGUUUGAUUGUUGAGUAGUCUAGUCAAAACGAAGCCAUGGAGAGCCCAGAGGAAUCUCCCACCGGCCAUCUUUACUUGCUGCACAGACACAGGGUACAAAAGCCCUUGUUCAAUGCCUAGUUUAAUAUCAUACUCACAGCUCAGUCAGUCACCAUGUCUCUCACUCCAUUGGAAAUAGUCAAUGUCGGUAACCAAAAGAAAAUCCAAGCUUUCACCGCCAGUGAUCCUGUAGCCAUGGGCAAUGUUUACACUGAGAACUGCAGGACUAUGCCUCCCAAGAAAGGCGUCAUACAUGGCAGGGAAGCUACCACUGCAUUCUUCAAGCAAGGCAUGGAAAGUGGUCUUGGAAGUCUUGCUCUGAAGACAGAAGAGGUAGGACCGACUGGAGAGACGCUUUAUGAAAGGGGAACAUUUUCUUUUCAUGGUAAAGAUGGUUCAGUCAUAGAGGAGGGAAAGUAUGUGACCAUCUGGAAAGAGGUGGCGGGCGUUUGGUACAAUGAUGUGGACAUUUGGAAUCUCAAUGCCUAGCUAGAUCUCAGUUACCUACACAUGAUACAUGUAUGCAGUUGUGUACCAUUGGUGGUUUAAAUUUCAAUGAUAAUGAGAUCAAUUUUA
Molecule: messenger RNA, 729 nt
Organism: Halichondria panicea
Lineage: Eukaryota; Metazoa; Porifera; Demospongiae; Suberitida; Halichondriidae
Exons: 3
Coding region: 268-642 (124 amino acids)
Source: RefSeq, a predicted model, not a curated record